AUGAGAAAAUACUGUUCCGCGACUUUAACGCGCUGUCAUCGGCCAGGCAGGAUGCUGGGUAAAAGUAAACUUGCUAUCUUCGAAGGUUAUCCGACAAGGAGACCAGUCCCGAUCAAUCUCCGAGCUACCGACUCAUCUCCGGUCACUUAUCGUCAAGUCAAGGCCCAGUUGACUGACCGAACCUUCGACGGUUUCCCCGCUUUCCUUUUACGGAUAUAUCUGAAAAUAAGCAUUUUCGCAAUCCUCUCCCUUGAAGGGACGCAAACAGAUUUAGACUUCGAUUCUAAGCGCAUUCGCGAUUUGCUCGGCGGCCUGGUUGACUCUCUCUACAACCCUAGGACCUUGGUAGGCUGGAUGCUAAUUCGGCGGCUGCACAAACACCACCAUAUCACAAACAACCUUGUCGCAGUGCUCAUGGUUCCACCCAUCACUCCUGGACACUUUGCUUUUCUCUCACUCCACCUUCCCGCACCACCUUUAGAACACCCUUCAACAUCUGCGAACCCUUUUCGGCUACAUCGCAAACGAACAAUUUUGUUCUUCAUUGCAGGCGUUUUUAGCUGGGCUACGGUGAACGUCAUCUUCAUUCAAGGCCACGGCAUGGCGGCUCUUCAAAGCAGUCUAAGUCGUGCAUUUCUAUUCAAUUCGACAGCGUUGGUGCUGGCGCUUACAUCGCUCGUAUUAUUUGAACGGCAGGCGACCAGCACUAAGAUUUGCAGAGCUUGUCUCGCUACCAGUCCAUGCAGCAUGCCUAAUUUUAGGAUCAUCUUGCAGCCGGAAUACGCCACAGCUUCUAACUUGUCGUUUCAUCCCCUCUAUAUGGAUAACCGCUCCUUUCAUUCUUUCCUCUUCAACCUAAAGAUGAUCCCCACAAGCUCACCACCAUUGAUCCAGAGUCAACUCCCCAGACCACUUAGCGCUGCUAAAUCCUCUAACGGUAGCUAUGGUAGAAUCUUGAGGUCAUGGCAGCUACGUGACGAUCGCAAUCGCACUUGGCUUUUGCUUUCAUCUCACGGCCUUCCAAGCCAGUGGGUAACCAAUGCCGGGCCGGUAGUACUAACCAUCAUAUCCCCGAUGCAAUUGGCAGAUUUAGAUAGCCCUUGUCCACUCAUUCGGAGAGGCAGCAAGUACAACGGCUUACUAAAACCAGACUACAUCCAGGCCUUUAGAACUUUUUCGGGGCUAAGGUACAUGGACGUGCAGCUGGAAGCCAUGUAUAACCUAUGGCGAUUGGAGGCUCAGCUCCAGCACGAGUCGGAAAUAGACCCCAGAAGGCGCGGCAUUAUACCUGACAAACAACCAAGGGCGAAGAAAUCAGACCUCUUGGCUUCAGGAUAUGUGGAGCCUUUUUCGGCUUCCGUACUACGGAAGGGCUUGCCCAUCCAUUAUUCUCAUGUUCUUCGUGGGGCGGCUAUACCUAUGAUAGGUCAGACUGCAACGGCUGUGAAUUUCAUUGUAUUCUACAGCUCGGACGUCUUCAGAGAUCUCAAUGAGGUCUGGAUUUCAAAAAGGCACCUUGGCUUGGUUGUGGUAUGCGUCAUUCUCCGCCGUUUCCGCAUAUCGACUGACUCUACCUACCUAGAACCGUUGUUCCUCUUCCUCAACUUUAUGUUCGUUCGCCCUACCGCCCUACCGAUAUUUGUUGAAAUGGCCCACAUAUUUGAUACAUGUACAUUUGUACAAAUGGGGCAUUUGCGUAAUGGCGCCAAAACGAUGACACAAAACCGCACCUAG
Molecule: messenger RNA, 1734 nt
Organism: Lindgomyces ingoldianus
Lineage: Eukaryota; Fungi; Ascomycota; Dothideomycetes; Pleosporales; Lindgomycetaceae
Exons: 19
Coding region: 1-1734 (577 amino acids)
Source: RefSeq, a predicted model, not a curated record